GCACCUGUCUGCCCAGCCUCUGCCUCCUUUGUCCAACGCCAACCCAUCUCGAGAGUGUGUACUGGACUCUGGUCAGGUUCUGGCCACUGCUCCCACUCCCGGCUGCCCGGCUCAGGCUCCAGCCUGUGUGCACAUUCUGCUCCCUGCCCCUGCUGUUGAAGAUGGAGAAGAGAAUCCCCUCCUAAUGCAGAUGACCCAAGAGGAAAUGUCUGCUGUCCAGUGGGACCCUGUCAUCUCGCUUACCCCAGAUGUGGUAGACACCAGUGACUCAGGGGUCACUUCAUUGGCCAAGAGCUCAGAUUCUUCCAUUUUGGACAAUGAGGCACCUAUAGGCCACAAUGACUGCAACCCUGAAGUAACGGGUCAGUACUUGGCUACACACAGUAGAAAGUCUACACCUGAUAGCUCCUGUCCCUCCCUGGGAGGGUGGGGAACAUCCACAGACUCUCAGGGUAGAGAUUCAACACAGCCACCCCCAGUAUUAGCUUUCUCCAACCCAAUCCACUUCCUGCAGGUCAGCCCUCCCUCACCACCAGCCAUCAGAACACUGUUCCGACAGGAGGCUGUCUUCGAGGAAAUGCAAUGGGACCAGGCACAGGCAAGCCCCACCAGCGUGGAUGUGAGGAACACAGUAACCCCUGCAAUGGUGACAGAGACAGCAGAGGGCCCUACUAUAUACAAGCAAAGGAUGAAAGGGCAGGAAGAACCACCUUACCUUGCGGCCCAGGUGAAAGAGGUGGUGGCCAGACAUGCUCCCUUGGAGAAGUCAUCAAGCUGUCCAGAUAAAGUCAUCAGGGUGGGCAUGAAAGAGCAGGGACUCGGUUCAGGGAGUCAGGAAAACGUGAUCAAACGCCGAGCAAAAAGCAAAGACUGGCACCGACAGGGCCUGAAGAAGACAUCAGUGCUGUCAAGCAGCUUACAAGAGGAGAGAACAUUCAAGGACCAGCCAGUUAGCCCAGACACGGUUAUAUUCCGGGAGAAGAAAUCUGCAGCCAGCCUGGAGAACUUCAAGCGCCGACACUCCAAACUGAUCAACUCCUCAAGGUUACUGUAUCAGGAAUACAGCGACGUGGCUCUGAACAAGGCAAUCCAGAGCCAGAAGAGAGCUGACUCCUUGGCAGAGGACUUAGAACUGAGCUCUCCAAGCUCUCCGAGGUUAAGAAGGAAAGUGCAAUCUCCACAGAACUCUUACCUGCAGCGUCUUUCGGUCUCGUCCAAUGCAUCCCUCUGGCAGGAGAUCCCCAUGAUCAGAGGAAGCAGGAUGCUGCUGAACAUGUCCCGAGAUGAUCAGAAACUGCAGGAGGCCAAGUUUGAGUUGAUUAUGUCAGAGGCUUCAUACUUGCGCAGUUUAAACGUGGCGGUGGAUCACUUUCAGUGCUCAUCAGAACUCCAGGUGCUCCUCACCAAUCAGGAGCACAAGUGGCUUUUCUCUCGCCUGCAAGAAGUGCGUGAUGUCAGUGCCUGCUUCCUCUUCGACUUGGAGGAGAAAUUUGAGGAGAACAUGUUCAACUUCAAUGUGUGCGAUGUGGCUCUGAGGCACGCUCCAGAAUUCCGCCGGGUGUAUCUUCCAUAUGUGACAAAUCAGACCUACCAGGAGCAGAUUUUCCAGAGGCUCAUGAAUGGAAAUACACGGUUCCAGCAAGUCCUGGAGAGACUGGAGAGUGACCCAGUGUGCCAGCGCCUCUCCCUCAAAUCCUUCCUUAUCCUCCCCUUCCAACGCAUCACCCGACUCAAACUCCUCCUACAGAACAUAUUGAAGAGGACCCCUCCUGAGUCUGAUGAAGAAGUGCAGGCCACACAGGCUUAUGAUGCACUUGAGAAGCUCAUAAAGGAUUGCAAUGAGAAUGUCCAGCGCAUGAAGAGCACUGAGGAGUUGAUCUACUUAAGACAAAAGAUUGAUUUUGAGUGCAAGAUAUUCCCACUGGUCUCACAAUCAAGGCGGCUGGUGAAGUGUGGUGAGCUGAUGGCACUGGAUUUCAGCAGUUUAAGCGCCAAGUGGAAACUCAGCACCCGCCCCAUCUACCUGCACCUCUUCAAUGACCGCCUGCUCCUGUCCCGGCCCAGGGAGAAUGGGCGCUUUGUUGUGUUUGAUCAUGCUGCAUUUUCAGAUGUGCGUGGGGAGAAGUGUGAGAUGAAGCUGCAUGGGACAAACAAAAACAUUUUCCGCCUUUUUCUACUUAAGAACAACCAGGGGAAAAGAGUGGAAUUCCUCUUCCGCACAGAGACACACAGUGAGAAGCUGCGGUGGAUCUCCGCUCUUGCACCACCACAAGGAGAACCAGAUCUCUUGGAAAGCCCUGACUCACCUCAGGUUCAGUGCAUACGGACAUACAAAGCUCGGGAGAAUGACGAACUGGCUCUGGAGAAAGCAGAUAUCAUCAUGGUCAUGCAGAACAGCAAUGAUGGAUGGAUGGAAGGAGUGAAACUCUCAGAUGGAGAGAGAGGUUGGUUUCCCUCUGAGCAUGUGGAACUGAUCUCCAGCAAACAUGCACGCCAGAUGAACCUAAAGGAGGAACAGCGUGUGAAGAAUGCCAAACAGCAGGUCUUCUGCAAGAAAUAGGACUCCACCGUGUUCCCUAUAAGCUGUGUGCUUGGGUGGCCACCCAGGAGAGAUUCAGAUGCCAACCAUUUGAUUAGAAGAGCAUCCACAGCUGGCAUGUAUUUCUACUGGUGGUGCACAACCACCCAUGCCUUGGUGCACAUAACAAAAUGUAUUCUACACAUGGAUGGAAAAAAUUAGAGGGAACAUUGCUCUCCACUUCCUGUUGCACCCUGUACAAUCUCUUUGGCACGGAGAAACCUGAUUAAGAAACCCUCUUUCUACCGCAUACUGGAAAAAACAACUCUGCAGAAAUAAAAAGAAAUGAGCACUUAGUACUGUCAGACAAAGUGCUGCUACUAAAGAAAGCAGGAACUCAGCAAGGAGUAAAUAUGUUUACUUCUACUGCCUCUGUAGUCAUGGUGAGACCAAGGAAGAAAAAGAAGCUGCAUAUACUGCUUGCUUUGUAAUAGUAGGGAGGGAACAUAAAUAGAGCAGAGGAUUGAGAGUCAGGAGUGUUGGCAAUCUCUUUGCCUGACUUUGUCACUGACAAGAUGUGUGACUUUGGGCAAGUCACGUCAGAACUCUGCCUCAGUUUCCCCAUCUGUAAAACGGGGAUAAUACUUAUCUACCUCACGGAAUGUUGUGAGGCUAAAUUCACUUGCAUUUGUAAAGCGCUUUGAGUUCUUGAGAAGGAAGGCACUAAAGAUGUACAAAGCACACUGUAGUUAAGGUUGAGAAGAGCUUUCCAUUACAAACUCUUCUUAGGGUUCUUUAAGUGGUCUUAAUUUCCACAUAUUUCCAUUUAGGAUUAUAUAUAAUGGGCCAAAUUUUCUGUCUAUGUUAUUGGGUACAAUUCCAUUGACUUCACAACCUUUCUGCAUUUUUAUACCAGCUGAGUUUAUCCCAGAAUCUCAGCACAACAACUGAUUUUAGUUAGUAUGAGAAAAAUCCAUUUGAGUUAUGUGAGCACGAGCAAAGACAUGUUUCCCUCUAAAAUGUUUUUCAGAUUUUUUUGGCAAAAGUUUUAAAAAUGAUCAGUGAUUUUUAGGAGGUCAACCUGAGAUACUUUGAAGGAGCCUGAUAUUCAGGAAGUUCUGUUCUCCUGCCUUUGGAAAACACAAUCAAUCAUUAGUCACUUUUGUGUCACCAUCAUUAGUCACUUUUGAAGGUCUUAACCAAGGUUUUGUCUUACAGGUUGGCACAGGCCCCGUACUUACAUUUAAAUGUUUAACACAGGAAAAUGGAACCACACUGCAUAUACCUAAUCUAUUAUAGCAGACAUGAUGCAACAUUUUGCACAAUUAUAAAUCAUGAAGAAAUCCAUAGAUUUUUUUGGGGGCAAAACAUGUAACUGCAGAUAGCUGAGGUUCCAUUUCUGUGCUAAGUCAUCAGGUGUUAAGUGUUUUAUGUGCAGAAUCUGUCCACUCGAGAAAAUUGCUUCAACUGUAAAAUACUUUUCCUUCUGUGUUAAAGGAAGGUUUUUGUCUGUAAUUAUGCUAAGACAAUAUCUAGGUUGAAAAUUUAAACACACCCAAGUAUGAAAGCAACACAUUUAGCCUUCUUGCUUCUAAUGUAUUUGAAGAAUUAUUGACCCUUGUAUCUCUGGAUCUUUGUAAUACAUUUUUUGCCCUUUCGAUUUACCAUUUAUAUUGUAUCUGGCCUAGUUUGUUCCAGCCUAUUUAUACCAGUCAUUUGAGCUGGACUUACACUUAAAAAGUAAGUUUUUUUGACCUAAUAAACUUAUGCACUU
Messenger RNA from Pelodiscus sinensis (Chinese soft-shelled turtle), 4292 nucleotides. It is a transcript of the gene ARHGEF5, whose product is annotated as Rho guanine nucleotide exchange factor 5. Lineage: Eukaryota; Metazoa; Chordata; Testudines; Trionychidae. Gene Ontology annotation, biological process: activation of GTPase activity; intracellular signal transduction. Gene Ontology annotation, molecular function: guanyl-nucleotide exchange factor activity; protein binding. Gene Ontology annotation, cellular component: nucleus; cytoplasm. The record is from RefSeq and is a predicted model, not a curated record.